Vollenhovia emeryi is the source of this 4554-nucleotide messenger RNA. RefSeq lists its product as uncharacterized. The transcript has 4 exons. Gene Ontology annotation, molecular function: aspartic-type endopeptidase activity; nucleic acid binding. Gene Ontology annotation, biological process: proteolysis. Bases 1 to 4482 code for a protein of 1493 amino acids. Lineage: Eukaryota; Metazoa; Arthropoda; Insecta; Hymenoptera; Formicidae. The record is from RefSeq and is a predicted model, not a curated record.
AUGACCGACGCAGCAGCGAAUCUAAGGGCAUUCAAGGCCACACGCAACGUUUACGAAAGGCAAGUGAGCUGUUGGGGAUCUUUCAAUGAAGCACAAGCAGCGAUCGAACAACUCGAGCCCGAGGAAGCUAACGAGCCGAUUCACCUCGCGGAAAGAAACACAUUCGAGAGCAGAUAUUUCGCAGUUACCGUUGAGCUGGAAACGUUGAUUGAGGAAAAGAGCGCAGCCGAAAGGGCAGCUCAAGCAGCCCGCCAAAUUAAUAUAACGACAGAUACAUCAAGUCAUAGAGAGGGCACGCCCACUUCGCAGGCAAGUACCAUUCCAAACGAACACUUAAAAUUACCGCGUGUUACGUUGCCUACUUUUUCAGGAAAGUUUGAGGAAUGGAUUCCCUUUAGAAAUAUGUUUACAAGCAUGAUCCAUGAAAAUACGACGCUGCCUAACGUACAAAAAAUGCAGUAUCUUUUGUCGGCUUUGACGCAUGAAGCCAAGGACAUUAUUAGUUCUCUGGAGGCAUCGGACGUGAAUUAUAGUGAGGCCUGGAAAAUGCUUAAGGACAGGUACAAUGACGACAGCUUAAUAAUACAGAAGCACGUCAAAGCAUUGUUCGAGCAGCCUAUGCUUACAAAGGAGAAUUAUUUCGAGUUACGGCAGUUAUUAGAUAAUAUGCUCAAACAUAUACGAGCACUCAAGGCAUUGAAGAGGCCGACACAUCAGUGGGACGAUCUCUUGAUCCAUCUAGUAACAAGUAGAAUGGAUCCCAUCACGAACAAGGAGUGGGAAACCACCAUCAAGAGAGGUGAAAUACCUACCUUCAAUCAAUUGACGGAGUUUCUGACACAACGAUGCCGAGCAUUGGAAGCGUCAUCUCGAAGUCAGCGGACUGCGCUCAAUAUGCAGAAGGUGAAUAAAUCAGACAAAAAUAAAGGCACAACGGCGCACGUGGCGACAACAAACAUCAUGUGUGCUUAUUGCGCAAAGGGAGACCAUCCUAUUUUCAAAUGCGCUAGUUACCUGGAUCUAAAGGUGGAUCAGCGUAUAAAGGAAGCGAAGUCUCGUAAGUUGUGUUUAAAUUGUCUCAAAGCAGCGUCUCACCAGGCGAAGCAAUGCACUUCGGGAUUCUGUCGAAAAUGCCAUAAACGACAUAACACGUUGCUCCAUUUGGAACAAACAACUACGCAGCCUGAAUCGGAUUCCAAGAAGACAUCUACGCCCCCGGAUAAAGAAGGCGUGAUAUCCACAACGGUGAAUCAUGCCUCUAUCGGACAAGCUAGACAGGUAAUUCUCGCGACGGCAGUAGUCAACGUCGUGGACGUAAGAGGCGCUUUGCGGCCGUGCCGAGCACUCUUGGAUAGUGGAUCGCAGUCGUGUUUCAUCACCUCUAAGUGUGUCAAGAAACUAGGUGUCAAGCAAUACGUCACAAACAUACCAAUCUUUGGCGUGGGCGAUUUGGCGACUCAGACACGUGGACUCGCAAAAGUGACAAUACAAUCAAGGAUCAACGGAUUCCAGGCUAAGCUUGAUUGCCUAAUAAUUGAGAAAAUAACACAAGAUCCAGUAAAUCGUCUUAACAUUCGCAACUUGCAGAUCCCGGACGGCAUUACAUUGGCGGACCCUGAAUUCGAUCGUCCAGCCGACGUGGAUAUAUUACUCGGUGCAGAAAUCUUCUUGGACUUACUGUGCAUCGGAAAGAUCAAGCUUUCAAAUUGUCAACCAGCUUGGCAGAAAACGCUGCUCGGUUGGGUGGUUUCUGGCAACUUUAUGGUUCACGACCAGCCAAGGAAUGCGACAAUAUGCAAUCUAUCCGUCAACGAGCAACUCAACUCAAGUCUCGCACGCUUUUGGCAGGUCGAGCGUGCGGAGCGACAAAACACGCGAACUCCUGAGGAGCGCAUCUGCGAGGGACAUUUCGCACAAACCUACAGGCGCAACUCUGAAGGUAGAUUCAUCGUAACCAUGCCCACUAGACCGGAGGUACUGCAGAAGUUAGGUGACUCAAAGGAUAUUGCCUUGAAGAGAUUCGUGACUUUGGAACGUAAGUUGAAUCGGGAUUCUGAGUUGAAGAGAGAGUAUACGGAAUUUAUACACAAGUACUUGGACUUACAUCACAUGAGAGAGCUUCAAUCGAACGCAACAUUGACUCACAACCCAAGUGUGCAGUAUUACUUACCACAUCAUUGCGUGAUAAAGGAGACGAGCGCGACCACAAGACUUAGAGUUGUUUUCGAUGCGUCUAGUCAAACCACAAGUGGAAUUUCAUUGAACGAUGCUUUACUGGUUGGUCCGGUCUUGCAGCAAGAAUUAUUCUGUAUACUACUUCGAUUUAGAAGCUUCGAGUAUGCCCUGACCGCUGACAUUGCUAAGAUGUACAGGCAGGUGCUGCUAAAUGAGGCUCAGAUCCCUCUACAACGUAUCUUAUGGCGAGAUCAACCAACAGAAGAAAUCAAGACUUACGAAUUGGUAACACUCACAUACGGAACCGCACCAGCUUCAUUCCUAGCCACCAAGGUCAUACAACAACUAGCGAAGAUGGAAGAGGAGCGAUUCCCCAUAGGAGCAAAGAUAGCAUGUCGUGACCUUUAUGUCGACGACUUAAUAACAGGAGCGAACUCAAUGGAAGAAGCGUUAGCGAUUCGUGCUCAGAUAACGGCAUUACUCAAGGGUGGAGGGUUUCCUGAGUCAUCCAUCAGCAAUACAAUACUGGAAUUGGACAAGGAUGGAACUGCUAAAACUCUAGGCAUCAAAUGGAAUCCGUCAAAAGAUGUGCUACAAUACACGAUUGGUGUGCAAGCACCUCAGACAAGCGCUUGCACCAAAAGAUCAAUGUUAUCUAGUAUCGCUCAGAUAUUUGAUCCACUUGGACUCGUGGGACCGGUGAUCGUGACCGCCAAAAUCAUGAUUCAGAAGCUCUGGAAACUUCAGAUUGAUUGGGACGAAUCGCUGCCCUCGGAGAUUUAUACAGAAUGGAUAGACUACGUCAUGAAGAUACAAGAGCUCAACGAAUUUAAAGUACAACGCAAGGCAUUCGUUUAUGGAAAAGACGUACAAUUCGAGCUUUACGGAUUUUGUGACGCAAGCGAACGAGCUUAUGCUUGUAUUUAUGUACGAAGCAUCGAUUCUCACGGAGGUAUUCAAAUGCAUUUACUCUGUUACAAAUCUCGCGUGGCUCCUGUCAGAGUGAUCACUAUUCCGAAAUUGGAGCUAUGUGGUGCUGAGUUACUUACAAGAUUGAUGGACAAGGUCAAACAUGCACUAGAGAUCGACAUAAAAAAAUGCUAUUAUUGGACGGAUUCUUCUAUAGUGCUGCAUUGGAUCAAAGCCACUAACAAGAAACUACCUGUUUUCGUGGCUCACAGAGUUGGCGAAAUACAGGAUCUAAGCGCGGUCGACAGUUGGAAUCACGUAGGAAGCAAGGAUAACCCAGCCGAUUUAGUGUCAAGAGGAGCACAUCCGAGAGAAUUGGCUGACUCUCAGCUUUGGUGGAGAGGUCCUUCUUGGCUGCAGGUAAACAUCAUCGUCCAGCAUCAUUCAGAGAUCGUGGACAUGGAGGAAAGUCAACUGAACGAAAACGAUACCUCGACGGUUCUGUCAAUGCCUAUUCAAGCAGACGUCGAUCCAUUCAGCAAGUUUUCUGAGUUCAAGAAGCUCAUUCGAGUCGCUGCGAUGUGCAUACGAUUUGCACGCUUCUGUGCGAAGAAAAACGAGAUUAAAGCUUCAGGUCCAUUGUCACCCGAAGAAAUAGAAUACGCUAGAAAGUGUAUAAUCAGGAGAGAGCAACGAACAGCGUUCUGUGAGGAGUUACGAGCGUUAAGAAAGGGCAUCGAGAUGUCACGUAAAAGUAGCGUGAGAGCAAUGAAUCCUUUUCUCGAUGAGGAUGACAUUUUGCGUGUCGGUGGCAGAUUGGAGCAUUCGGAACUUCAUCAGGACGCUAAGCAUCCUAUACUUUUACCUCAUCACUCAAGAUUAGCUAAAUUAAUUAUUCAGUAUGAGCAUAAGAAGAAUCUUCACGCUGGAGUUGAGGCGACACUCGCCGCAGUACGACUUCGAUAUUGGCCGAUCAGGGCGCGCGGAACGGUCAAAGGACUGCUACGUCAGUGCAUCACGUGUUUCAAGGCCCGACCACGAAUAUCGGAGCAAAUAAUGGGCAACCUCCCGACGCAUAGAGUUGCGACUGCGAGACCAUUCAGUUCUACUGGCGUAGACUUUUGUGGUCCUAUAUUCAUCCGCGAAGGAAGACGCAAGAAUAGCAAACAUAUUAAGGCCUACGUUGCAGUAUUAGUAUGUAUGGCCACGAAAGCUGUUCAUUUAGAGGUCGUAUCGGACCUGAGCACGGACGCCUUUCUUAACGCCUUUAAACGCUUCAUUAGUCGCAGAGGAAAACCAAGUCUCAGACAACGGCACGAACUUUGUCGGUGCCAAUCGGGAGCUGGAAGACCUCAGAAAGCUAUUCGCUCAAGAAGAUCAUCAACACAAGAUUAUUGACGCAACUUCCAGCGAAGGAAUAAGAUGGCAUUUUAUCCCUCCCCGAGCGCCACAUUUCGGUGGCUUGUGGGA